Bactrocera dorsalis (oriental fruit fly) is the source of this 1299-nucleotide messenger RNA. It is a transcript of the gene AnxB10, whose product is annotated as annexin B10. Gene Ontology annotation, cellular component: cytoplasm. The transcript is spliced from 4 exons. The coding region runs from base 150 to 1109 and encodes 319 amino acids. Gene Ontology annotation, molecular function: calcium ion binding; calcium-dependent phospholipid binding. Lineage: Eukaryota; Metazoa; Arthropoda; Insecta; Diptera; Tephritidae. The record is from RefSeq and is a predicted model, not a curated record.
AAAUGAGUGUAGCUGGUAUUCAGUCGUUUAAUGGCUUUUGAGAAGUAAACAAGUGACAAGAGCUUAAAGAAAAUAUAAUUCUAUUAAAACCAUAUAUUAUUCAAAUUUGAUAUAAAUUAGAGCAAUUUAGAGACCAUCCCAGCAAUAAAAUGGAUUACAAACCAACUCCCACUGUAGUGCCCGCCGCCCCAUUUGACGCCUCCGCGGAUGCACAGGCACUGCGCGCCGCCAUGAAAGGUUUCGGCACGGACGAGGAGGAAAUCAUCAACUUACUCACUGCGCGCUCCAAUGCACAACGCCAACAAAUUAAAGCGCAAUUCGAAACGGAAUUCGGGCGUGACUUAGUCGAUGACUUAAAGAGCGAAUUGGGUGGUAAAUUUGAAGAUGUGAUUGUGGCUUUAAUGACACCGCCCGUGGAGUAUUUAUGCAAGCAGUUGCAUGAAGCUAUGGCCGGCAUGGGCACCGAUGAGGAGACACUCGUCGAAAUACUAUGUACCAAAACGAAUGAGGAAAUGCAAGAAAUAGUCGGAGCUUAUGAGGCGAAAUAUGAUCGGCCGCUGGCAGAGCAAAUGUGUAGUGAAACUUCGGGACAUUUUCGUCGUCUCUUGACCUUAAUUGUAACGGGCGUACGCGAUCCCAUUGGUACUGUUGAUGCGGGAAAAGCGCACGAAGAUGCUGAAGCUUUAUAUGCGGCUGGUGAAGCCAAGCUCGGCACCGACGAAGAAGUGUUCAAUCGCAUUAUGUCGCACAGCAGUUUCGCGCAGUUGCGGCUCAUCUUCGAUCAAUACAAAGAAUUAUCCGGACAGACUAUUGAGCAAGCGAUCAAGCAUGAGAUGGAUGGCGCGUUACAUGAUGCAAUGAUUGCUAUUGUCGAAUGCGUUCAAUCACCGGCCGCCUUUUUCGCCAAUCGCCUCUACAAGGCAAUGGAUGGUGCCGGUACAAAUGAUGCUGCGCUCAUACGUUUAAUUGUGAGUCGUUCGGAAAUCGAUUUGGGUACUAUUAAAGAUGAAUUCGAACGCAUUUACGAUCGUACUUUAUACAGUGCUAUUGUGGCGGAAACAUCGGGUGACUACAAAAAUGCCUUGGUUGGCCUGCUAGGUGGAGCAUAAGCUGCAAUAAUACUCUUCUAGAUCAGUCCAGAAUAUAUAUUUGAAAUAUUUAACAAUAUAAUUACUUGACAUUAGAAACAUCAAAGAUUUUAACGUUUUAACAAUUUUAUGUUGUCUUUAGCGCAAUAAAUAAAUACAUUUUAGCGCUUGAAAUGAAACAAGUUUCAAGCAAAUAGACAAAUAUUUAAAA